AUGAGUAGUGCUGCACCUAAAAAUUAAGUUAGUUAUCCAUUUAUGAGCAAGAUUUUAGGAAUAUCAUUCCUUAAAAUGAGCGGAGAUAGAAUAUAUUCUAAAUAUUAUACCACUGCUUUUCAACAAUCUAAAUUGAAUGUGAACAAUAAUAACAUUUAAACAUUCGAAGGUUAAAGAAAAUUUGAAUAAGACAUCUGCAAUAAAGCAAUCAAGCUAAAAAUCAAAGAUAUGAAACCAAGUUAGACUGAAAUAUUUUCAUUCUACUAGUUGAAUAUUGUUUUCAAAAAAUUCAAAGACGUGUUAUUGUUUAUAUUUUCAGAUUAAGAAGAAAACGAAAUUCUCCUAAGUUAAAUCCUUGAUGUUAUAUUAGAAUCAUUAAAUCACAUAACACAAGACAAUAUAGAUGUAGAAUAAAUUAUUUCCAAAUUUGAAUCAGUUAUUACAAUCAUAGAUGAAAUCAUCCAUGAAGGAAUUGUAGUAAACUUAGAAUCAAAUACUUUGUUAGCAAGAUCCAUGAUGGCAGACACUCAUAACAUGAAUUUAAACCCUAGUGAUAAAAAAGCCUUUUCUUCUGUGUUUGAUAUUGCUAAGAGUAAAAUAAAGUAGCAACUUCAUAUGUGA
Messenger RNA from Tetrahymena thermophila SB210, 621 nucleotides. Its product is annotated as nonclathrin coat protein zeta2 subunit, putative. Gene Ontology annotation, cellular component: COPI vesicle coat. The transcript has 6 exons. The record is from RefSeq and is a predicted model, not a curated record. Gene Ontology annotation, biological process: intracellular protein transport; retrograde vesicle-mediated transport, Golgi to endoplasmic reticulum; intra-Golgi vesicle-mediated transport. NCBI's taxonomy places the organism in Eukaryota, Ciliophora, Oligohymenophorea, Hymenostomatida, Tetrahymenidae.